GCACUCGGCCAUUUCCGCGUCUGGCCAGCCGGUGGUGUCACUCAAUAACCCCGAAGACUUCCAAUUAAUCUCAGCGUUCCUCAGACUGUUUAAUAGGGGAGACGGGCAAAAACAGAAACACCUUGUCAUAUAUUUCCUUAGUUACCUGUCCUUUGAACAAGAAAAGCUGUCAGAGAAAUUAUUAUGCUGUUCCAAUGAUCAGCCAUGGAUGAAGAGGACAGCCAAGAUGAUAAGUUCAACCGCAGUAUGUCCCGCAGCAAAGGAAAAGGGGCUGUGUGGGCCAUCUCAGAUGACUCAGACAAUAUUGAAGAGGAAUCUGAAGAGGGAGAAUCUGACAGUGGUGAGGAAGAAGAUGAGGAUCACCUAGAUGGAGAGGAGGAGGAGGAAGAAGGGAAUGAAGAGGAUGAUGGUUGGAGUGAAGAGAACAAGGAAGAAGGUACUAAGCCUGAGGAUGGAGCUUAUGGGGGGACCUCUGCUGACCAUGCAGGGAUGAGCUCAGAUGAGGACUCAGAAAAGUGUCCCAUCUGCCUUAACUCAUUCAGCAGCCAACCUGUUGCAACACCAGAGAGCUGUGAGCACUACUUCUGUCUCGACUGCAUCCUUGAAUGGACCAAGAAUGCAAACUCGUGUCCUGUAGACCGUAUUGCCUUCAAGAGUAUAUACCUAAGGAAAUGUUAUGGAGGCAAAGUGAAGAAAAUGAUCACAGUACAAAAGCCUGAGAAAAAAGGUCAAGAGGAAACAAUAGAUUUGGAGCUGGAGCAGACCAGCUGUGAGGUGUGUGGGAGCAGUGACCGUGAAGACUGCCUUUUGCUCUGCGACAGCUGUGAUGCUGGGUAUCACAUGGAAUGCCUCACACCACCUCUCGACUCUGUUCCUGUAGAGGAAUGGUUCUGCCCCGAGUGUGAAGCCAACAACCAUCGUUCAAGGGGUUCAGUGGAAGAACUUAGGGAUCCAGAAAGCCUACCGUCUACUGCCCGUCCUACCACCAGUCGUACCCAGCCCCGUGCUGCAGGUCCCACCAGAGCCAUUGCCCGGACUCAGCAGAGUGAGAGAGUGCGAGCUAAUGUCAACCGACAUCGCAUCACACAGGCACGCACCUCACAGUUGGCUCCAACAUAUCUUAUGCGGUCCACUUGGCUAGAUGAGACUAUCAAUGCUGUUGUGGCUGGGCUCAACAUGCAUGUACGGAACUUCACAUCUCGUGUCCCAUCUAAGCGCAGGCGCAGGACUAGAAAGCGCAGAAAGGUCAAAAGCAAGAAGACCUCUGCUGCUAAGGGUAAAACAGGUACAGCUGCAAGUACAGGAGUUAAAAAGAGAAAACGGAAAGCGAGGAAGAGUAAAUCCAGAAAAAAGCUGAUGGAGAAAAAGGCAGCCACUCCUCGAAGCCGUAUUGCUAAUAAUCUUGGAAUUGUAAAGGACAAGAAGAGCUCUUCACUUCCUACUGUAUACCGGCCUGCAGAGCACACAAUAAGUAGCAUGCGAGCGGACAUAGGCGCGGCAUCCCUCUCUAUCUAUGGAGAUGCAUUUGACCUGGAUCCAUUUGUGGAUCAUGAUGAGGAUGAGCAGCAGGCCCACAUUACAUCACUGUUGGAGGCCAAGAGACGAGGGAUCUCUCGCUCUGCCCUUCGCUCUCACCAACCUGUAGCUCGACCAGUCACCGCAACCCUUUCCAGAAGCGGUAUGGAUGUCUCCCAGUCUGGGGGUGUUGUAGACGCUGCUCCUGUGCCUGACUUGUUGGGUAGUAUCCUAUCGGGACAAAGCAUCCUCUUGAUGGACAGCUCUGAUGUCAUCAUUAAUCAGGAUGGUUCCCUUAAAGCUCCAAAGCCAAUGAUGCCAUCUGCAUUAAAGCCAAGUACCCAUGAAAACAGUAGCUCAGAAGAUGCCAGUAUCGAGGUCAACCAAGGGAUGUUGUCCAACCUAGGAGACAGUUCUCUGUCUCUCCAGUACAAUGGAGAUCUACCAGGUUCCUCUCAUAGCUCCACAAACAGAACUUUGCCUCAGAGCCCUUCUCAUUUACCCCCCUUCAUGCCCACCUCAGCUAGUCACACCCAACCACCUCCCCAUCCCAGUUCACUACCCAGAGGUCAUCCAGGUUUGCAGCCAUCUUGCCCAAACCCAGACUCCAGCUGCAAGGGCAAGGGAAUGGAUUCAUCACAGUCCCAACCUAAAAAUCUACCUACAAAGCCCAUGUGGGAAAAUGUAUCCAUGCUUCCUAGGAUACCAAAAAUUAAAAGGGAGAAUAGUUCUAGCACAAAUGAUGACACCAUUCAAGGGGGCAGCAAUAUAAUUAGUAGUAGUAGGAGAAGUAACAGUAAUCCUACCACUAGUAGUAAUGGUUAUACCAUGCCUGAAAUGGGCAUGAACAGCCUUGCUGGGGACAAGAGUAGGCAACAAAGUAUAGACCAGCAUAAGGGCGGGGCUGAAGGUCAGGCCCAGAGGCAUAGGUCCGACGGAGCAAGCUCAUCAUCAGCCUUCUCCAACUCAUUCUCCUCAUCUUCCUCGUCCACUGACUCCCCUGCUAGCCAGCCAUGUUAUUCCUCAUCUUCAUCAGCGGUGAGCUUCCGCAUUAAUUCCAGUGGGAACUCCUGGCAUUCAAGGCGGCUAAACAUCCAUUCAUCUUCUUGUAGUGGAGGCAGCAUGCAAGAGCACUGGAAAGAAAAGGAAGAUGAAGCAAGAAAGAGACAGUUGCACAGGGAUAAACAGAAGCUGCUGGCAUCACGUACACUGCCCAAAAAGGAACAAGACAGUAAUAUCUAUGAUCCCUUUAAUCCCACUCUGUCAGAAUCAAGUAGCUCAGAUGGUGAAGAUGAGACCUCGAGUCUGGAAAGCAGCUCCCAGCAUGUUACACUUGAGGAGAAGCCUCCUAGUUUAGGAAACAAGGAUGGGUUAGUGCAAGGCAAGCAGGACCUGGUUUGUGUGAAAACUGAAGCACUGGAGAUUGCGGUUUCGCAGGAGGAAUCAAAGAGAUCUAAUGCUCAGGAAACUACAUCACAAAAUGUCAGGUGCUCAGAGGAACAUAUAAAGGUUGAAAAAGAAUCAAGAUUAACAGAUACUAAGGUUGAGAAACAAACAGAAUUACUUGUCACUAAAAUUAAGAAAGAACCAGGAUUAGAUGAUGCUGGGGAAGUUGUAGAUGAUGCUGGGGAAGUUGAAAGGGGUGUUCACAGCAUAAAAAAAUAUCUGAUUUCCAAGACGGCAGACACCACCCCACCUGCUCAUCACAGCCUGGAUCUUUUAAAGACUGAUGAAGAGACACUAGAUAGGGAGAGUUUACAGAGUGUUGGAGCUCCCAGCAUUGCUCUGUCUGUUUGCAAGAAUGACUCAUCAGCGUCCAGCACUGCUCCCAGCAAAAAGAAACUAAAGACAGAAAUUAACUUGGAUCCGACAUCCAAGUCCCCAUCAGGAGAUGUGGCCCUUAAGAAGAAAACCUCCAAAGCCUCAACGGAGCAACGUUCUAGCAGUUCAGAGACAGACAGAGGCUGGAGAGGAGACCGUCAUGGGGGCCAGGGAAGGAGGCAGACAGAAAAGAAGGACAGAGGAAGGAAUUCCAGACAGUCAAGGUCCAGAGAGAGGAGGAGGGCACAUUCAACCUCAGAAUGCUCUCAGUCCAAUUCCCCUGACAGGACUGGGAGGAAGAGACAGCGGUCUCAUUCACGAUCCAAAGACAGAAGGCGAUCCAGGUCUGGUUCCAGCUCCAGCAGCAGAGAGCAUUCAAGGAAGAAGAAGCAUAAACGGAGGAGCAAAGAGAGAAAUGAUGGCAGAGAGAGAGACCGUGAGAGAGGCAGAGUGCCCAAGGAUAAGAGACGUGGUCGGUCUCGAUCGAGAUCCAGAUCCAGAUCUAGAUCAAAGGACCAUAAACGUGGUCGAUCUUCUUCCAGGUCACGGUCCAGAUCCAGGGAAAGGAGGAAAGAACACGUGCCUCCACAACAACCCUCUGUCCCCUCCAGAGACAAGGUUGAUUCACAAUCAAAAGAUAAGAGGAAACACAGGUCGCGGUCGAGCUCAGGAGAAAGGAGAAAAAACAAAGGAUUAUCCAAAAAUUCACAGAAAACUUCAAGGUCCUGUGCUUUAUCAUCUAAAGACACAAAACUGCUACAGGACAGGAAAAAAGAGAAGGAUAUCGUUCAAAGCUCUGUCAAAGAGGAAAAGAUGGCCAAAGUGACUAAACAGUUGCCCUUGUGUUCCUCCUUCUCUAACAUUGAAAAGGAAGACAAAGACAGCCAGUUCACAAUAGCAGAAAUGCCAAAAGAGGUGAAGGUUGUAAAAGAUGUUAGGAAAGAAAAACAAUCUUUUGAUAUGUUUGAAGAUUCUCCUAUUACUAAACCAAUUAAGAAGGAAGUGGACACCCCUUCUUUGGCAGUAACCCAGGGCAUGGAUGUGGAGGGAAUGGAAGAAGAUUGUAUCAAGACUGAGAUGUAUGAACUCAAGAAUGAGAGUUCUGAAAUCACCACAAUUAAAUCAGAACCUGGUUCCUUAGAAUUGUGCCACUUAUCCCCUGUGACCUCAUUGUCUUCAGUAACCACACCUGACAGUCACCAGAACGCAGUCUCUCAGUCUCACCCUGUGUUACUGGCCUCAGCAGAUCAACCUAAUGCUGCAGGGCUGUCUAUAAAGGAGGAAGUUCAGCAACCCUCAGACCCUGAUGAAGACUUUAGUGUUGAUGUGAUGCUUGACAACCUGGACUACGUGAAAUCUGAGCACACAGAGGGCAGUGACUCAUCUGUCAAGCAAGAGAAGGAAGUGGAGACGGGAAAGAAUGAAGGAGAUCAGGUAUCAACCACUGUGGGAGCUAAAUCCAAGACUCAAGUGAAGAGGGUUACCUGGAAUAUACAGGAACCUGAGGGGCCUCAACCAGAGAAAUCUGCAAGCAAACUGGCUCUGUAUAAAUUAAAACUUAAGCAGGAAGGAGCUCACAGACCUUCAACAGCCCAGACAUCCAGUAAGGAUGUCACUGGAGCUGUCAGUGACCCAUCCAAGAAAGGCGCUGUUGGCUCGCUCUGUACUUUCUCUAGUGUUGAUGGCCUACUUCCUGAAGGCUUAUCAGCCACUGGACAAGGAGAGGCAGAGGAAGGGGAUCUGUCGAGGAAAGACAAGUAUUUGAAAAAGCUGCACAUGCAGGAGAGAGCUAUAGAGGAAGUGAAGCUAGCUAUCAAGCCUUUCUACCAGAAGAGAGACAUCAAUAAGGAUGAAUACAAAGAGAUUCUGCGCAAGGCCGUCCAGAAGGUGUGCCACAGUAAGAGCGGUGAGAUCAACCCAGUGAAGGUGGGCAAUCUGGUCAAAGCAUAUGUGGACAAAUACAAACAUGCUAGGAAACAUAAGAAAGGGGAGGACUUAGGGGAGCUACCAGAGGUACAGAAAACCUUUUGACAGCCCAGGAGGAUGCGUGAAGUACAGGCAAGGACAGCUGAACCCACCCCAAACACUCAUUCAUGUUUUGUUUUGAGUCUUACCAUGGGUGUGAUCUCUGUGAUAUACCCAGUGUUACUGUUAACUAGGUUUGCUCGCCACUUCAAGUUGGAACAUUUUCUAUAAUGACAAACUUUCUAUUUCUAUGGAAUUUUGACAAUAACGUUUUUCACUAAUCACUUGAUUUGCAACUGUCGGUGUCUUGUGCUUGGACUGUUACUGCCAGGCGCUGGUCUUUGUGUGUAGUACAGCUCAAACUUCAUAGGAUGCUUUGAGAUUGUGCCUUAAAGAGGCAAAUCUCAGACGUUCCCAUGAAGUGAUAAAUCAGGUAGCUUUCUCCACAGGCACAUCACCGGGAGGAUGCAGCAUGGGCUUUGAGCUUUUUAUGACUUCUUUCUUUAUGUGAGGGAAGGGGUAUGUAUCAGCGGUAAAGCUCAUUUUGUGGAUUAACAAGAGGUGUAAAAGUAUGCAGAGUAUGCAUAAUACGUUUGUCACAUUAAGGAAAGACAUUGUUAUGCAAUUUUUGUAGAAAAUGUUUCAAUAGGGAAAUUAAACCGUUUUAGAUUUGGUUGUAAAUAAUAUAGAUUUGAUAUAUACACAUACAUAUGCUCUGUUCAUUUAUGUUUCUUGUUUGAAUUUGUUUUGCAUUUGAAAGCCUCUAGGUCUUCCACAUCUGUAAUACCCAUGUUUAAUGAGAUAAAUCUAGUCCAGUGUCCAGGUGAAGUCCACAUCGGCCCAUUGAAAUCAAAGUUGGAGUCACUGUCCUCAGUAACAGCCUCUCCUAUUUAGGCAUGCUUGUUUGUUUUUUACUUUCAGAAGUUCUUUGAAUCUCAGCAUUAUCCUUUUUUUCAACCCAUGACUGGAAUGUAGAAAGCCACAUUUUGGAGAACAAGGUAAUCUUUUUGUUUUUGUGCCAAACAAGUAAAAAAAAAUGCAUAAUUUCCCAGAAUAAAUGAUUUAAUUUAUUUGUUUGAACUUUCAGUUUUUAAAUAAUGGAGAUAUAGAUUUUACUUUGAAGUGAAAAGGAUUAUAAGAAGUAUCUCAAUGGCUGCCCCUCAUUAUCUCAGGUUUUCUUGAUUUUGUCACUGUUUGACCAGGUGCUCUUUUGCAUUUAAUGUUAAUAAAAAGUUUAUUUUAUUGGCAUAAUCCCAUGGCUUUGAGAGAUCAGUUUAGUCCAUAUAUUAGAAUAAUAAUGGGAUAUCGUGUAAAAUGCAGCAAUUUCCAAUAUAGGUGUGAUAGAAGCAAACGCAUUUAGUUGGGAACUUGAAGAAAACAUUCAGUGUAAGCCUUGAAGUACUUGAAUACAGCCUCAUUAUGGCUGCUUUGGCAAUGGGUCCUUAGCCUAAAUCUUCGCUACUCUGCAAAGCUUUCUUUAACAAAAACUCAUUUCUGCUUAUUCUCCAUGCUGUAAUAGCUGCCUACUGUAAAGAUUCAUCGGGUGGGUGGUUGUGUUUGCCUUGUCUUCUGUCAUCACUUUUAAUUUGGCUUCAUAAACCCCUGGACUGGAAGAAUCGAAAGAUUCAGGUGCUCGUUAUCUGAAUGUAUUUCACUUUUAUCUGUGUUUACUUGAUCAAACAGACCAGGUGUUUCUAAGAGGGAACACAAUAAAGUAUGAUAAUUAGG
Messenger RNA from Monopterus albus (swamp eel), 7029 nucleotides. RefSeq names its product PHD and ring finger domains 1 (gene phrf1). The transcript is spliced from 20 exons. NCBI's taxonomy places the organism in Eukaryota, Metazoa, Chordata, Actinopteri, Synbranchiformes, Synbranchidae. The coding region runs from base 205 to 5367 and encodes 1720 amino acids. The record is from RefSeq and is a predicted model, not a curated record.